Eubalaena glacialis (North Atlantic right whale) is the source of this 645-nucleotide messenger RNA. RefSeq lists its product as uncharacterized. The transcript has a single exon. The record is from RefSeq and is a predicted model, not a curated record. Bases 432 to 530 code for a protein of 32 amino acids. Lineage: Eukaryota; Metazoa; Chordata; Mammalia; Artiodactyla; Balaenidae.
GAUUUUAGUUUUGUCUUGGGUAGUAUUUGGCAAGAUUUAGCCUAGAAAUUAUGUAGUAUUUAUUACGUGAGAAUCAAAAUUGCUUUGUUACUGGGCUGGUUCAAAAUUUAGAACUCAUUUCUAUGUAUCAAAAUUGUUUUUUGUUUUUGUUUUUUGUUUUUUUGAAAUUCUUAAAUGGUAAAUGUACCAUUGUGAAAUGAAAUUUCAACUCCAAAAGUUUACCCUUUUACUAACUGGAGUAAAUGGAUAAUUAUAAAGUCUUUAGUUGAAGCCAUCACUAGUAAAGAAUUUGGAACUAGGCUGCAUAAGCAAGCCUUUGCAGGGCCACCAUUGAAUGUCAUGCCAGUGACACUGGUGUUGCUAUAACAGAAGGAAAACAUCUUCCCUUAUUAGGUAGAAGCUUUCUGUAAUUUUGACAGUGCCAGUUCAGGAUGACUAUAAUGCUGCUCUGCCUUCUACAGCUUGCUGCACCACUUUGUAGUUACUCUAUAACUAUACAUUUCUAUCUUUUUUGGUUAAACACUCCCUGAAGGUGAUAAAAGAUGAUGUGAUGAUAUACAUACAUCCAUAUUGUACACAUCGAUAUAUGUGUAAGGAUUUCCCUUCAUCUUUAUUUUGUGGGCUGGGCAAAAUUUAGUGUAACAU